Messenger RNA from Budorcas taxicolor (takin), 1957 nucleotides. RefSeq names its product nuclear transcription factor Y subunit gamma (gene NFYC). Bases 34 to 1224 code for a protein of 396 amino acids. Gene Ontology annotation, cellular component: CCAAT-binding factor complex; nucleus. The transcript has 10 exons. The record is from RefSeq and is a predicted model, not a curated record. Lineage: Eukaryota; Metazoa; Chordata; Mammalia; Artiodactyla; Bovidae. Gene Ontology annotation, molecular function: DNA-binding transcription activator activity, RNA polymerase II-specific; DNA binding; protein heterodimerization activity. Gene Ontology annotation, biological process: regulation of DNA-templated transcription.
GGGGAAGCCCCUGUGAGAAAAUACUGAAGCGGAAUGUUUUAUACUUCCUUCACUAACUCACCUGCAUGCAUGUCUCAUUUAUGUGGAGAUUUCAAAGAAAUGUCUGCAGCUGUCGGAAUGUCCACAGAAGGAGGGUUUGGUGGUGCUGGCAGCAGCGACGCCCAGCAGAGCCUGCAGUCCUUCUGGCCUCGCGUCAUGGAAGAAAUCCGGAAUUUAACAGUGAAAGAUUUCCGAGUACAGGAACUCCCACUGGCUCGUAUUAAGAAGAUUAUGAAACUGGAUGAAGAUGUGAAGGCCUUGCCCCAUAGCCCAUUGGCAGGACAUGAGAUAAGGGACAAACGGACUGGUUUGAAUGACUUGCUGGUGAUUGACAGGGAGGGCCUACGUCUGUUGCAGAUGAUCAGUGCUGAAGCCCCUGUGUUGUUUGCCAAGGCAGCCCAGAUUUUUAUCACAGAGUUGACUCUUCGAGCCUGGAUCCACACAGAGGAUAACAAGCGCCGGACUCUUCAGAGAAAUGAUAUCGCCAUGGCGAUUACAAAAUUUGAUCAGUUUGACUUUCUCAUCGAUAUUGUUCCAAGAGAUGAGCUGAAACCACCGAAGCGUCAGGAGGAGGUGCGCCAGUCUGUGACUCCUGCCGAGCCCGUCCAGUACUACUUCACGCUGGCUCAGCAGCCUACUGCUGUUCAAGUCCAGGGGCAGCAGCAAGGCCAGCAGACCACCAGCUCCACGACCACCAUCCAGCCUGGGCAGAUCAUCAUCGCACAGCCUCAGCAGGGCCAGACCACACCUGUAACCAUGCAAGUUGGAGAAGGUCAGCAGGUGCAAAUUGUCCAGGCCCAGCCACAAGGCCAAGCCCAGCAGGCCCAGAGCGGCGCUGGGCAGACCAUGCAGGUGAUGCAGCAGAUCAUCACGAACACGGGAGAGAUCCAGCAGAUCCCGGUGCAGCUGAAUGCCGGCCAGCUGCAGUAUAUCCGCUUAGCCCAGCCUGUAUCAGGCACCCAAGUCGUACAAGGACAGAUCCAGACGCUUGCCACCAAUGCUCAACAGAUCACUCAGACAGAGGUCCAGCAAGGACAACAGCAGUUCAGCCAGUUCACGGAUGGACAGCUCUACCAGAUCCAGCAAGUCACCAUGCCUGCUGGCCAGGACCUCGCCCAGCCCAUGUUCAUCCAGUCAGCCAACCAGCCCUCCGACGGGCAGGCCCCCCAGGUGACCGGUGACUGAGGGCCUGAGCUGGCAAGGCCAAGGACACCCAACACAAUUUUUGCCAUACAGCCCCAGGUGAUGGGCACCACCUCCCUCCCCAGAGGACCCCGCUGACCUCCGUGCCUCCUGCAGGCUAGGACACUGGUGCACAACGCCCUGAGCCUGGGGGCCGAGAUUCUCCAACAGAAAGAUGCAAUAUUUUUUAUUUCCUUUUUUCUCAUUUUUAUUUUCUCCAAGGAAUCAAUAUUUCAAUAUGUUGAGCUGUGUGUCCAAUGCUAUGAAAUGAAAAUAUUAAAUAACAUAUUUAUGGCAUUUUCUCAAAGAAUGUGGUUAAGAAAUAUUUCUUUUGUUUUACUUUUUUGGGUUCUUACCGCCACUUCUUUUAGGAGCAGAUUUCCCCAGGGGUGUGUGUAUCUCCUGCCUCUCAGAACAGCCGCUGCCCCAGGAUUCGCCACCGUGUUCUGCCCUCAGGUGAAAUUAGGUGACGUGUGUAGCUUCCUUUCCACUAGUGCUCUUCUCCCUGGGCCCUGCUCCUGCCCCAGAGCUCUGUGGAUUUUCCUCCAGAGGCCGUGGGAACAUUCCUUGCAUUUAUAAGACUCAUUUGCCAUGGAGAGUGGAUGGUUUCAUUCCCAAACCCUUCUUUUCCAGGGACCCAAGGAGACUAGAACUUUGUGCAUACCCCUCCACCCCCCGUUUUCAACUUUAUUUUAUUUUUAAAUGCAUUAAAAAUUGUGCUAGUCUCCUUUGCUGC